Messenger RNA from Sycon ciliatum, 486 nucleotides. Its product is annotated as ethylmalonyl-CoA/methylmalonyl-CoA epimerase-like. NCBI's taxonomy places the organism in Eukaryota, Metazoa, Porifera, Calcarea, Leucosolenida, Sycettidae. Gene Ontology annotation, molecular function: methylmalonyl-CoA epimerase activity. Gene Ontology annotation, biological process: L-methylmalonyl-CoA metabolic process. The record is from RefSeq and is a predicted model, not a curated record. The transcript has a single exon. Bases 1 to 486 code for a protein of 161 amino acids. Gene Ontology annotation, cellular component: mitochondrion.
AUGGCUUUUCGGCUGGCGAGCAAUCGCUUGCUGAGAAUUGCUGUACCAACAACCCGAUUCGCCAGUGAUAAGGCAGCGCCCUGGAGGCUUGGACGACUGAACCACGUUGCUGUUGCUGUACCUGACUUGCAAAAGGCAACGGCUUUCUACAGAGAUGUUCUUGGUGCUAAUGUGAGCGAUGCUGUACCUCUACCAGAGCACGGUGUGACCACAGUAUUUGUGGAGUUGGAUAACACGAAAAUUGAACUGCUGUAUCCUCUGGGCGAGAAGAGUCCUAUUGCUGGAUUCCUCAAGAACAAACCAGACGGUGGAAUGCAUCAUAUUUGCAUGGAAGUGGACGAUAUUCAGGCGGCAGUCGAAAGCGUGCGUGCUGCCAACGUCCGAACCCUGGGCGCCGAGCCGAAGAUCGGUGCCCACGGCAAGCCAGUCAUGUUUCUCCAUCCGAAAGACUGUGAUGGUGUGUUAGUUGAACUUGAGCAGGCAUAG